AUGGACCACUGGUGCCAUCGGCCGAGCGCUUUCUCCAACAUUAGCGUGACCGCGUGGAAGGAGCUGGACAUUCCGCGUCACCCCAACGGAAGUUACAGCCACUGCACCGUGCGCGCACUGCCGGACGGCGGCGCUUGGGACCGCGUCGAGCCUUGCGUUGAAUGGGAGUUCGACCUGGAUGAGCACGGCAACACCGCGGUCAGUGAGUGGAGCGUCGUGUGCCAGCGACGCCAUCUGGCCGAUGGCGCCCAGGCGGUGCACCUCGUCGCCACGACCAUCACCUUUCUGGCCCUGGGUCCUAUAGCCGACCGCAUUGGACGCAAGGUGGUGUUAGUCUUGGCGCUCGCGGCUCUGCUGCUCAUGCUCGCGGCGACCGGCGUCGCGACUGACCUGCAGACAUUAAUCAUUGUGCGUUCAGUCGCAGCGGCAUCGUCGGCCGGCCUGUUCGUCAGAAGAGUGCUGCUGUACGAGAUAACUACCACGACCCGCCGACUGCUUUACACCACAAUCGGCUCGGCUCUUUCGUUUGUCAUCGCGCGGAAGUCUCCAUCUUUCGCGCACGUAUUGAAUGCGAGCUGGUCGGUUUGGCACAUGCUGCUAGCGUAG
Messenger RNA from Dermacentor andersoni, 606 nucleotides. Lineage: Eukaryota; Metazoa; Arthropoda; Arachnida; Ixodida; Ixodidae. The record is from RefSeq and is a predicted model, not a curated record.